CCCAGCUGCCCGAGCCGCCCCGUCCCUGCCGGCGGCCCGGCGGAGCGCUGCCUCCCCCUCCUCCCCCCUCGGCGCCCGUGGCCCGGCCGCGGCUGUGCCCUCCCGCUCCCCGCACGCUCACGCACACAGGCCGGGCAUUGAUGGUAAUGUAUGCGAGGAAACAGCAGAGACUCAGUGAUGGCUGUCACGACCGCAGGGGGGACUCGCAGCCCUACCAGGCUCUUAAGUACUCAUCCAAGGGUCAUCCCAGUGGUGGUGAUCACCGUCAUGACAAGAUGCGAGACGCCACAGAUCCUUCACCACCAAAUAAAAUGUUGCGGCGCUCUGAUAGCCCUGAAAACAAAUAUGUUGACAACACAGGGCACAGUAAAGCAAAAAGUGUGCAUACUCACAGAGUUAGAGAGAGGGAUGGUGGGACCAGUUACUCUCCACAAGAAAAUUCACAUAACCACAGUGCUCUUCAUAGUUCAAAUUCACAUUCUUCUAAUCCCAGCAAUAAUCCAAGCAAAACUUCUGAUGCAGCUUAUGAUUCUGCGGAUGAUUGGUCUGAACACAUCAGCUCCUCGGGAAAAAAGUACUACUACAACUGCCGAACAGAAGUUUCACAAUGGGAAAAACCAAAAGAGUGGCUGGAAAGAGAGCAGAGACAAAAAGAAGCAAGCAAAAUGUCAGUUAACAGUUUCCCAAAAGAUAGGGAUUACAGAAGAGAGGUGAUGCAGGCGACAGCUGCCAGUGGGUUUGCAAGUGGAAUGGAAGACAAGCAUUCCAGUGACGCCAGUAGUAUGCUCCCACAGAAUAUUUUAUCUCAAACAAGCAGGCAUAAUGACAGAGACUACAGACUGCCAAGAGCAGAGACUCACAGUAGUUCUACUCCAGUACAGCAUCCCAUCAAACCAGUGGUUCAUCCAACUGCUACCCCAAGCACUGUUCCUCCUAGUCCAUUUACUCUACAAUCUGAUCACCAGCCAAAGAAAUCCUUUGAUGCUAAUGGAGCAUCUACUUUAUCGAAACUGCCUACAUCCACAUCUUCCAUCCCUGCACAGAAAACGGAGAGAAAAGAGUCUGCGUCUGUGGACAAGUCUGUAUCCCAUACUUGCACAACUCCUUCUACAUCUUCUGCUUCUGGACUGAAUCCAACUUCUGCGCCUGCUGCAUCUGCUCCUACAGUUCCUGUCUCACCUGUCCCGCAGUCACCAAUUCCUCCAUUACUUCAGGACCCAAAUCUCCUUCGACAGCUGCUGCCUGCUCUGCAAGCCACCUUGCAGCUUAAUAAUUCUAGCGUAGAUAUAUCCAAAAUCAAUGAAGUUCUAACAGCAGCUGUGACACAAGCCUCUCUGCAGUCUAUACUCCAUAAAAUUCUUACUGCUGGACCAUCUGCUUUCAAUAUCACUUCCCUGAUUUCUCAAGCUGCACAACUGUCUACGCAAGCUCAGCCAUCUAAUCAAUCUCCAAUGUCUUUAACAUCUGAUGCCUCAUCUCCAAGAUCAUAUGUAUCUCCAAGAAUAAGCACGCCUCAGACUAACACAGUUCCACUUAAACCUUUGAUGACUACGCCACCGGUAUCAUCGCAGCAGAAGGUUGCUGCUCCAGUUAUUAAACAAGGACCAGCUUCACAGGCAGCACCUCCGCAGCCGGUAAUAGCUGACAAGCAGGCAGGUCAUGAACCUGCCUCUCCACGAAGUCUUCAGCGCUCAAGUAGUCAAAGAAGCCCAUCACCAGGUCCAAAUCAUACCUCUAGUACGAGUGCAUCAAAUUCAACACCUGCACCACAAAAUACAUCUGUACGACCCACUUGUUCAUUAACACCUACGCUAGCAGCACACUUCAAUGAAAAUCUUAUAAAGCAUGUUCAAGGCUGGCCUGCAGAUCAUGCAGAAAAGCAGGCAUCAAGAUUACGUGAGGAAGCCCAUAACAUGGGAAGUGUCCAUAUGUCAGAAAUUUGUACUGAAUUAAAGAAUUUAAGGUCUUUAGUUCGAGUAUGUGAAAUUCAAGCAACUUUGCGUGAGCAAAGGAUACUAUUUUUGAGGCAACAAAUUAAAGAACUUGAAAAGCUAAAGAAUCAGAAUUCCUUCAUGGUGUGAAAAGUAAACAAUUGCACAUGGUUUUGAGUACAGGAACUAUUAAACUGAUGCCCAGUCUUAACACUUUUGAGCUGCAUUUGAGUAGACUUUGGACCGUUGAGCUGGGCGGAAAAAAGUUGACAUGGGGAAGGGGACAGGAG
Messenger RNA from Cuculus canorus (common cuckoo), 2221 nucleotides. It is a transcript of the gene WAC, whose product is annotated as WW domain containing adaptor with coiled-coil. Gene Ontology annotation, biological process: regulation of autophagy; positive regulation of TORC1 signaling. Bases 141 to 2081 code for a protein of 646 amino acids. Gene Ontology annotation, cellular component: nucleus. The record is from RefSeq and is a predicted model, not a curated record. The transcript is spliced from 14 exons. Lineage: Eukaryota; Metazoa; Chordata; Aves; Cuculiformes; Cuculidae. Gene Ontology annotation, molecular function: chromatin binding; RNA polymerase II complex binding.